Molecule: messenger RNA, 6682 nt
Organism: Seriola aureovittata
Lineage: Eukaryota; Metazoa; Chordata; Actinopteri; Carangiformes; Carangidae
Product: pituitary adenylate cyclase-activating polypeptide type I receptor-like
Exons: 15
Coding region: 822-2270 (482 amino acids)
Biological process (GO): cell surface receptor signaling pathway; adenylate cyclase-modulating G protein-coupled receptor signaling pathway
Cellular component (GO): plasma membrane; neuron projection
Molecular function (GO): G protein-coupled peptide receptor activity; vasoactive intestinal polypeptide receptor activity; peptide hormone binding
Source: RefSeq, a predicted model, not a curated record
UUAUUUGCAGAUCAGAUGUUGUGAUGACUUCAGUUGAGGUUUAUUUCGUUUGGCUCAUUGAUGCCCUGAGGCAGGUGUUGGGUCGCUGUCCAUGGUGCUGAAAGUAAACAGGGUUGCCAGCAGCUACAGUUGCCACUAUACUGGUCACUUCUGUGGGGAUAAUGUUGCUUUUUGAACUAAAAUGUCACAGCACAUCUUGACUAACAUGCACUGUGGGAUUUCUGUGGAACACAGGCAGGAAUUCAGAUGUUAAACUUUUGACUAAAUGUGAGUCACACACAUCAUCUGCCGACUCAGUGCCUCACAAAUUGCACCCAGCAUGGAGCCGGACCUUGUGCCUUCUGGAGCGUGUUAGAAGCGCACGCGCAAACGUCACAGAGUUUAUGAAUAGUUUCUUUUUUGGAUCAAAGUCCCACGCAUGAGAGGCAAAUACAUUUAAGAGGAUUUUUUUUCUUUCUAUUCACCAUCCCAGUGUUGAGACGUUUUUGUUUUAAAGGCUCCCUCCUCCUCCAGCUGCAUCUCUGCAUUUGCAGACUAAACUGUUGUCUCACUUUGUUGCCUCUGUGUCUGAUGAGGUGCGAAUCCCGAAGGAACUGACACCAUCCUCCACUUCCACCUCCUCAUCCUCCUCCUCCUCCUCCUCCUCCUCCUCCUCGCCGAGGUGCCGCAGAAGCAGCAGCCAACGCGAGCCCUUGAUGCUGAAGUGUGGGUACACUGAGGGGAGUGCAUCCCAGUGAACACACACACACACACACACACACACACACACACACACACACGUAUUGUGGCGCCUUUUGGAUACAAGCGCUUCACAGGAGACAAUGAGAGCCUACCUGCUGACUGCAAUCUUUCUGCUGCCCUUGGUGGCCUCAGAGUCCGAGCACUGCAUCAUCAAGCGUGAACAUGAGAAAUGCAUGGAGAGUAUGGCGCUGCACAACCCCGACGACCCUGAAUUAGUCUCAGUGUGUCCGUGGAUGUGGGACAACCUGACCUGCUGGCAGGCGGCCAGUGUUGGUGAAGUUGUGGUGGUCAACUGUCAAGACCUUUUCCAUGAUUUCAUGAGUGCUGAGGAUGACAUGGGGAAGGUCAGUCGUAACUGCACCGAGGAUGGCUGGUCUGAACCUUUCCCUCACUACGCGGAAGUCUGCUCCUUCUUCUUCUAUGAAAACACCACCAAACCUGACAUGUACUACGCAUCAGUGAAGGCCCUGUACACAGUUGGCUACAGCACAUCGCUGGUGUCUCUGACAACAGCCAUGGUUAUUCUCUGCAGAUUCAGGAAGCUCCACUGCACCAGAAACUUCAUUCACAUGAAUCUGUUUGUGUCCUUCAUCCUGAGAGCCAUCUCAGUCUUCAUCAAGGACGGUGUGCUCUACGCUCGGGAAGACAGCGAGCACUGCUUCGUACACACAGUGGCAUGUAAAGCAGUGAUGGUUUUCUUCCAUUACUGUGUCAUGUCCAACUAUUUCUGGCUGUUCAUUGAGGGACUGUAUCUCUUCACUCUGCUGGUGGAGACCUUUUUUCCUGAGAGACGAUACUUCUAUUGGUACACCAUAGUGGGAUGGGGAACUCCCACCAUUUGUGUGACUGUCUGGGCAGUUCUGAGGCUCCAUUUUCACGACACUGGGUGCUGGGAUACAAAUGAGAACACUGCCCUCUGGUGGGUGAUCAAAGGACCAGUUGUGGCCUCUAUAAUGAUCAAUUUUGUCCUUUUCAUUGGAAUUAUUAUUAUCCUGGUCCAGAAGCUCCAGUCCCCUGAUAUCGGAGGGAAUGAAUCAAGCAUUUACCUCAGCUGUGCUCAGAAAUGCUUCAGUGAGCCCACACAGGCUGUUCAGCAUUCGUGCAGGAUGUCAGAGUUAUCUACCAUCACACUGCGUCUGGCGCGCUCCACCCUGCUGCUCAUCCCUCUGUUUGGCAUUCACUACACUGUGUUCGCCUUCUCACCUGAAGAUGUCAGCAAGAGGGAGAGGCUGGUCUUUGAACUGGGACUGGGAUCCUUCCAGGGCUUUGUGGUAGCUGUCCUCUACUGUUUCCUCAAUGGAGAGUUUCUCCCUGAAGGUGCAGUCGGAGAUCAAGAGGAAAUGGCGCAGCUGGACGGUGAACCGGUACUUUGCUGUGGACCUGAAGCAGCAGAGGCACCCUUCGUUGGCCAGCAGUGGAGUGAACGGCGGGACUCAGCUGUCGAUCCUCAGCAAGAGCAGUUCCCAGAUACGCAUGUCCAGCCCGCUGGCGGAGAACGCCAACAUCAGCCUCCCCACCUGAGCAUCUGAUUGGGCGGACUCAACUUCAAGGUGCCGUUCCACUAACGUACAUCCAGACCAACCAGAACAGACCAAAGUGGCUCCUCACACCUCUUAUGUUUUGUAGUUUGGCCUUUAGACAAUGAGGUAUUUCUAAAAGCAUUUACUGGAGAUUCAUUAGAGGUGCAUAGCUGGCUUUCAUACAUUAGAAUUUAACUUGGUUAAACGAUUUACAGUUGUAUUUAUUUGACUAUUUUAGUGCUGCAGCUGACUCUGUAGGCUGCAAACUUUUAUGAUUAAUGAUACACUUAAUAUUUUUACAAACAACUCAAAUUCUACUCCAUCGAUUAAAACAAAAUAAAUAUUAGGAAUUCCCUUUCUGCCAAUAUUUUAAUGUAAAAUUUACUGUUUUAUUUAUAAAUAAAAUUAAAGUAGAGUUUGUGCCAAAAGAAACACUACAAGUUGUAAAAAAAGAUGAAUAGUUAAAUAACAAAUGUAGGGGUCAUUUUUGGCUGUUGGUGUAAAGUAAAUGUGCUUCAAAGUGCCAUACAGGUUGCCUGACUGGAUCUGAUCUCAUAACAGUCCAAAGUUAAACGUCAACCAAACGUUCGCCUUGCUUGUACAAAUGCUCAUUGUUUAAAUGUUUCAUCUUGAAUUUAAACAUUUUUCUACAAUCAGCCAUAAGUACAGAGUAUGUCAAAAAAUAUAUGUUAAAAAAAACAAAACAACAACAACAACUCAUGGACUUUGUAAAUAAUUACUUUUGGUGUCUAGAUCAGAAUUUCUUUCUUUUGCAUAACGCAGUAUUGUAAUGACCUUUUCAAACGAAAGGAACUGGAGCCCAAAUCUGUAGACUUCAUCACAUAUCCUGGAGACCCAGAAGAUCCUGCCCACUCUAUUCUGAAAUAUUUGUUUGUAUUAAAUAGUUUUUAAAGAAAAAACACACAACUAAUAUAAAUAUAUAUAUAUAUAUAUAUAUAUAUAUAUAGGAACACAGUGCCAAAAUAAAUGAGUGUUGAAGAGCGGUGUCUCCAAGCCUAGGAGUCACAUGAUGACUGAACAUUUCUCUGCUCCAUGAAACUAUGUUUAUUUUAAAAGAAAAUGUAUGUUUGCUUUUUUUUUUUUUUUCUUAUAAAAUGUUCUUUAAAUUCACCUCUUCAAGCCUCUAAAAAUAUUUAGAUUAAUUUAAAUUACUGCUGUAGAGGAUGUAACAGCACAUGAGGGAAUCUAAAGAUGUAUUUUAAAAAAAGAAAGAUACACUGAGAAUGUACACUGAACUGAUUUAUGCUCACAAACAGUGUCGCUGCAGAGGUCUGCAGUAGUACUAGUGCUACAGUUGUAUCCUCCAAUUGGUUUUCCCUUUCAUACAUUUAACGGACAUGUUUUUGCAGACUGUGAACAUGAACAGUACAGGUGCCAUUUAGCGGAUGCUUUUAUCCAAAGCUCCUCAUAACGCCAUGAAUUCAUAUGUGCCGCAUUUUAUUGUAGGCAGUGAUAAUGCUCUUAAAGAUGACAGGAUUCUUUGCUCUUUUCCUCUGAGCUUCAAUCCAUCGUGCCAUAUUAAAUUGCUCUUCAUUUUAAAUUUUGACAUCAACCAUCUCCUACACUCAUAUUCCAAAGUGCCUAGUCAGUCACAAAUAGCUAUCACUUUUAUUUACAGGACAAUGAACAGAUAAGUUAGACGUGUAGUAAGAGUCAUUUCCUGCAAAGAAUGUAUAGAGCGGUGUGUUUUUAUUAUGGAUGACUUUGCAAAAUUGUGCUUUUUAUCAUUAUGUGCAACAAAAAAAAAGAAAAUAUUUUGCUUAUUUAUUGGUAAAAUUCUUCUUUGUCUCUAUUUAAAAACUUUUUUCGAUUAUGAUGUGUUUUACAGGACUCGAAAGCUCUGCAUAAUUGCAGCUUUUUUUUUUUUUUUUUUUAGCCUUUUGGGUUAAACUAAAAUCCAUUCAAUAUAACUGCAAGUCCAUCUCAAUUCAGCACUAACGUCAAACAUAAACAGCUUCAAAACAGAAACAAUACACACUGUAACAGUCAACACAAAAUGCUUUAAUGUGACAGCUCUUGACAAUCUGAGUGUUGCCCAUUUUUCUCUUUUUUGUCUUUCUGUUUUUCCACAAACAAACUAACAAACAAUAAUUGUGGGGAAAUUAUUUAAUUUAAGGCGGGGAAAUUGUUUAAUAAGAUGAAAUGUGAAAUGAUGUGUAAAGGAGGAUUUUUUUUCCACCAUAUUAACUUGAGAUAUUUAUUUUUUGUACUGUCAUCUGCAUAGUUUAAAAGAAUGUAGUAAUUUUAAACAAUGAAUUGGUGAUAUUGUUGAACAUAUAAGGAUGUAUAUUUAUUUUCCAUAAACCAGUGCCAUGUGAAAUGACUCAAUGUACAGUACACAUGCUUUUCUCUGUGUAAUAGUUGUAUGACUCGUAGUCAAAGUGCCAUAACUGUAGUGCCACAAGUGGUGACAGUGGAAGAUGUGUGGCACAAUGUCUCUUUACUGAUUUUAAAGAAAACAAAAAUACGGAAGGGAAAUUGCUGUCCAAAGCUACAGAGGAUAAGAAAAGAGAUGAAAUAUAGAUAUAAAAAGCAAGAUAAAACAUACACACAACUGAGGAAAUGCAUAAUCUUUAAGGCAUCUGCUCGGCUGCUUUUGGACAAAACAGUGAAUGAGUGUGAGACAAGAUACUGUCAAGGGAGCUAGAGCCAGAAGUGGAAAAGAUGGUUUUAUUUAAUUAAGGUGCAAGAAAAUGGAUGAACUGCGACAGAUAAAACACAAAGUGUGUGCGAGAGUGAAAUAAAAACCACUCUGCUGCUCCUCACGUGUUCUAUCACCAGCCGUCACUCUGAGUCUGAAUCAGCUCAGAUGGAAACGACCAUGUCUCAAAGCUGUUACUGUCUGUGAAAAAAAAAAAAGAACAGAGGAAAACUCCUUUCUUGACCUCGCCUGUGCUGUAUAUUUGUUUACCACAAGGUGGCAGCAAAGUGCUACAAUUUUAGUUUGGUGAUUUAAUAGAGAGGGGAAGUUUUGACCGGCACUGAUUUGCUGUUUGAGUUUUAGAUUUUGGAUGAAACAGGUGUAAGGUGGGGCCUUAAGGCACCUGUAUGCCACAUGGUUAACAUGGUUCUAAUUUUUGUGAUUUGUCUUCACACAAAUCAGCAAACAAGCCUACAAGUAAAUUUUAUUCUGGAUAAGGCCCAGUGUGCAACAUUGGAACAGUUAAGAUUUAGUGAUUUGUCAUAGCGCUCCCGUCUCAAAUGCCCAAAUUUCCAUUAUGUGUGUGUUUUUUUUGUUUUUGUGUUUGUUUUUUAAACAAAACGUGAACUAACUCAGUUUUACGACAACUAUUGUGGGAUGGGAGUAAAUUUGAAGAAUAGCGCUACAACAAAAUCAUGCAGUGUAAGUUUUAGCUUCAUUUUGCCUAAAACUAGGUGCACCUCUCUUCACAAACACCUUUUCUUACAGUUAGUUUAGCAUCAUGCUUUAAAUAUGUGUCAAAGAAAAGCCCUUGACAUAUUUUCUCAAAACAAUAGUUUGUCAUAUUUGGAAAUAUUCCAUUUUUUCUGAGAGCUAGAUGAGAAGAUUGAUAUUAUUGUCAUGUCUGUAUGCUAAAUAUGCAGCUUCUGCAGCAGCUAGCUUAGCAGAGGGAAACAGCUGAACUGGUUUCUUAAUACCAUCUAAGGCCUUUUUGCCCUGCAGAUGCCCUGUUGAUACUAGCUAGCUGUUCCUCCUUUACUGAUAAAUAAAACAGCUAGCUGGUAGUUAUUAGCUACACGCUGUUUACUCCAUGUUCAGUCUCUGUGGUAUCAAUCUUAUCAUCUAAAUCUCAGCAAAAAAAAGCAAAGAAGCAUAUUUCCCAAACUAUUGAACUUUUGUUUUAAAUGUAACUAUUCUCUGUGGGGUAUAUCUCAGUGUUUAGAUGCCUUUUCUUUGGCAGAUGUGCCUGUUGAGCCAGUUUUAUCAAGUGUUGAGUGUGUGUGCAAGUUGUUUUGAUUGCCAAUAAAUUUUUUGAAUGUACCAUUGUUGCUCAGCUGCUCUUAAAUGUCGCCUGCUAUGAAUUUGCCAUGUGUACAAAUGAUGUCUUUUCUUGAUCAUAUAUACAGUACACUGUAUAUGUAUAUUUUUGGCACACAGGUGGACCUCUUGAUGAAGACCUGUAAAUGUUUGUGACCGUGUUUUUGUACAUUUAUGUUUAUGUACCAGUUUUCAGAGCGUGUGUGUGUGUGUGUGUGAGUCUGUUUGAUGGUUGGAGAGAUUGUAUUCUGUGCGCAUGUGUAUGUAAUGACAAGCAUUCAUGAUUUAAAAGUAACUUAAAUGUGAAAAAAUAUAAACUUUCAUCCAACUUUGUUCUACCUGUGGCAGUGUGUCAUGUGUAACAUGCGUUCUGGUGUCCGACAUUCAUGUCCCAGUUUGUGUAUAUUUGACUGCAAAAUAAAUCUAUCUAUGGUAAGUUGUA